AUGGCCAAUAAACAAAAUAGUAAUGGAAAAUCCAAAUUAAUAACUCGAAAGGGUACUUCUACGAGUUUGAAAAACAAUGUAGACUCGUCGACUCCAAAGAACUCGAAUAUUGGAAAUAAGUCUAAAAGUAAACUGUUAUUUAAACAGGAAGAAAAAAAAAUAAUCCCUGAUUCAGAAGACGAAAAAAUGUCAGAUUCUUCUGAAAGUAACGAUAGCUCAAGUGAAGCUUCGUCUAACGACUCUUCGAUUGACGAACCCAAACUUGAAAAGACAGUUACUAAGCCUUAUGAAAAAAGUCAAAUAAAGAAAAUUUCUGAUGACGAAGAUUCUGAAGAUAGUGAUACUGACGAAGAUAGUAGUGAGGAAGAAUCCGAAGAUAAUUCUAAUAAUAUCUCGAAAGAAAAAACUGAUUCGAAAAAGCCGCAAUCUAAUGAUAAAUAUGAAGAAGAAAGUGAUGAUUCUUCUGAUAGCAGUUCGGAAAGUGAAGAACUGGAAGAAAAAUCAGCACAGAUAAAAAAAAGAAUAUCUUCAAAUAAUGAUUCCAGUGAUGCAAACCCUGAUGAAUCCGAUAAUGAAGUCAUUGACGUACCGCAACACAAAAAAUCUAAAGCCGAUAAUUCCCCUUCAUCAUCAUCGUCGUCAUCUGAAAGUAACUCAAGCAACAAUAAUGAUACACCACAACAAGCUUCAAAAUUCGAUAAUAAUAUCGAUAACGAUAAUAAACGGAAAGCUUCACAACAAGAAUCCACUCCUUUCAAAAAACCAAAAACAAAUGGUUCCUCUGAUCAAGGAAAUUCUAUCUACGUAGGAAAUUUAUCAUAUAAUACAGACAAAGAAUCUUUGCAAAGAGUAUUUUCUCAAUUCGAAAUUGUAGAUGUACGUAUAAUAACCGAUCGAGAAACUGGUAGAUCAAAGGGCUUUGGAUACAUAGAUUUUGCAAAUUCUGAAGAUGCUCAGGCCGCCAUGGAAUUAUCUGGCCAAAACGUAGACGGAAGAGAUAUCAGAAUUGAUUUAGCUCAAUCAAAAUCUCCGUCAAAAAACCGCUUUAACUUCAAUGACAAUAAUCAUUCACCUACCAAUCGUCGAAAUAGUCAAGUCAGCUCCACUGUAUACGUUGGUAGUUUGCCCUAUAGUAUCAACGAAAAUCAACUCGCCGAAUUUUUCGAGGGAUGUGGUGAAGUAACGUCCAUAAGACUUCCGAAAUUCCCAGAUACUCAACGUCUUAAAGGGUUUGGCUAUGUUAACUUCACAGAUACGAAUGCCGCGAAAGCAGCACUUGAAUUGAAUGGUAAAGAGCUAAUGGGGCGCACAGUUCGUAUCGACUUUGCUUCCGAACGCGACUCUGCUAAUGGCAAUUCCGGAGGUGGUUUCUCAGGUCGUGGUAGUAAUCGUAGGGGGAAUCGUGGAGGUCGAGGCGGUGGUCAUCGCGGACUUGGUUUCAAUGGAGGAAGAGGCGGUAGAGGUGCAGGAUUUAGUCCAGCAGCAGCAGCGAAUCGAGGUUUUAUUGUAGCAAGUCAAGGCAAAAAAAUUAAAUUUGACGAAUGA
This is a messenger RNA of Ambispora gerdemannii, 1545 nucleotides long. The record is from the annotation of a GenBank genome assembly. Lineage: Eukaryota; Fungi; Glomeromycota; Glomeromycetes; Archaeosporales; Ambisporaceae.